UGAUUACUUUACUUAAAUCGCGCUAGUCGGUUGCGCGCAGUCAAAUAUAACCUCGCGAGACGUGACAUGUGCUCAUGCAUUCGCGCCUGACGGAUUGAUAAAUCGAAAAAGUGUAUUUCUGUGUGAUAAAUCGCAGCGUUCGUAAUCGGCUGAUACCGAUGUUGCUUUAGCGACUACCAAAAGAUUAUCGCACGAAGCAUAAACGCGUUUAUCUCAUUAUGUCGUAAGUCGUGUCGUCGUAGUCACGGACGACGAUGCGCGACAGUCAUUAAAUGUGUAACGAUUAUUUAUUAAAUAAUACGAAACAAACAGUGUAAAUGAAAGUUGAAAAGUUCUUUUAGUUGGAUGCCUGUCAAACUGAAGUAAUUUUCUUUUCAAUUGGAGUUUCCGUGGGCGUUUUAAAUCAGUCGUGCGUAAAAUUGAACAAGAUUCAUCAUGACAGUAUCUUCGUCUUCGAACAACACCAAGGAUGGUGUUAUUGAUUUCACAGCUGGAUUUUUAGGUGGCGUUGCUUUGGUAUACGUAGGACAACCCUUGGACACAAUCAAAGUAAAAAUGCAAACAUUCCCAAAACUGUACACUAACAUGUUUGGAUGCUUCGUGCAAACCUUGAAACACGAUGGCAUUUAUAAAGGUCUAUAUGCGGGCACAGUCCCCGCUCUGGUAGCAAACAUCACCGAAAACUCCGUCCUCUUCAUGUGCUACGGCAUGUGCCAGAAGGUGAUACAAUACGCGACAAAAACAGACUCAAUCGAGAACCUCAGCAUCGUCAGUAACGGUCUAGCCGGCUGUCUUGCAUCUUUCUUCUCAUCCAUAGCACUAACUCCAACCGAACUAAUCAAGUGCAAACUGCAGGCGAUGUACGAGAUGCAAAAAAUUGAAAUCGCAAAAGGCAAUGUCGUGCAAAGAAUUGGACCGUUUGCAUUAACCUGCGACAUCUAUCGUCGAGAGGGUACCAGAGGUUUGUUCAGAGGGUUAGUGCCAACACUAGCGCGUGAGAUGCCAGGUUAUUUCUUUUUCUUCGGCGGGUACGAAGGAAUGCGCGUGUUGCUAGCCAAAGAGGGGCAGAAUAAAGACGAUAUCGGUUUGGGUAAGACCAUGGUAGCCGGUGCUGUGGGUGGGACAGUUUUCUGGAUCAGUGUGUACCCAAUAGACGUAAUCAAGUCAAGAAUUCAAGUGCAAGGAUUGAGUAUAGGUAUGCAUACGUUAGCAAUGAAAAUGCUCCGGACGGAAGGCAUUGCAUCAUUAUUCAGUGGUUUACUUCCGACUUUAGUCAGGACCGUACCUGCAACUGCCACAUUAUUCGCUACGUACGAAUACAGCAAGAGAUUUAUGCACCAAAUAUUCUAGUUAUUACUAAUUACACCUAUAUAUAUAAAAAAAAGUUCACUAACUUAUAAUUUGCUCAAACAUUCGAAUUUUAUUAUUUUAGUUAAUGUUUUUGUCUCGUGUGUUUUAUUUGACUACAAUAAAUAUUGAAAAAAUA
Molecule: messenger RNA, 1486 nt
Organism: Dalotia coriaria
Lineage: Eukaryota; Metazoa; Arthropoda; Insecta; Coleoptera; Staphylinidae
Product: mitochondrial ornithine transporter 1
Exons: 2
Coding region: 436-1350 (304 amino acids)
Biological process (GO): mitochondrial L-ornithine transmembrane transport
Cellular component (GO): mitochondrion
Molecular function (GO): L-ornithine transmembrane transporter activity
Source: RefSeq, a predicted model, not a curated record